Messenger RNA from Austrofundulus limnaeus, 1985 nucleotides. RefSeq names its product hepatic and glial cell adhesion molecule a (gene hepacama). The transcript is spliced from 7 exons. NCBI's taxonomy places the organism in Eukaryota, Metazoa, Chordata, Actinopteri, Cyprinodontiformes, Rivulidae. The coding region runs from base 152 to 1483 and encodes 443 amino acids. The record is from RefSeq and is a predicted model, not a curated record.
GGUGCUGCGAAGAGAGUGGGGCUCAGUGGGACCAGGCAGAGGCCAGUGCAGCAGGCAGGCAGGCAGCGGAGAGUGCUGAACCACAGAGACGUGCCCGGSGUGGAUAAACCAUGUUCUCUAAGCGGGAGAAAGACUCAGCCCAGGACACAAGAUGAAGGUGGAGAGGAAGUCCUCCUCUACAGGCAACAGUUUCAGAGGCAUCCCUCRACUGCUGACACUCUCUGGCCUCGUCCUCCUCGUCUUCUCAGGCGAGGUCUUGGGGGUGAAUGUGACCAGCCACACCCAGGUGGUGAGGGGCACGGUGGGCCGAGAGGCCCUCCUGUCGGUCAGCUACACGAGCGGCAGCUCAGCCAAGCCUGUCAUUAAGUGGCAGCUGAAGAGGGACAAAGUGAAACCCGUCACCGUCAUACAGUCGAUAGGAACGGGUGUUAUAGGAAACCUGAGACCCGAGUACAAAAACCGCAUCCAGGUGUUUGACAACGGCUCACUGCUGCUUCACAACCUGCAGCUGUCGGAUGAAGGGGCGUACGAAGUCGAGAUCUCCAUCACYGAUGAAACCUUCACUGGAGAGCACAACAUUAAUCUCACUGUAGAUGUUCCAGUGUCCAAACCUUACAUUCAGAUGAUGGCCUCCUCGGUCCUGGAGUACAGCGAGUAUUUCAACCUCCACUGCUCCCACGACAACGGCACAAAGCCCGUCUACAGCUGGCUGAAAGGAGGAAAAGUGCUAACCAACGACUCGCGCCUGCUGCUCUCGCAUGACCAGAAGGUGCUGACCCUAACGCGUGUCCUGAUGUCAGACGAUGACAUAUACGCCUGCGCUGUGGAGAACCCCAUCAGCAGCAUGAAGAGCACUCCUGUUCAUCUCACUGUCUACAGUUUAGGACGGAGCUCGUUAUACAUCAUCCUGUCUACCGGGGGCAUUUUCCUUCUAAUCACCCUGGUGACGGUUUGUGCUUGUUGGAAACCUUCCAAAAAGAAGCACCGUCCUGUCCCGCAGAGAGCUCCUGUUUAUGUGGAGCAAAGUGAGAAUGGCCACGAUGUUGAUGUUGUGCCCAAACCAACAACCCUUAGUCGAAGGAGUCCGAUGCCUCUUUAUGUUCUCAAUGAAGACGAGACUUUGGAGCGUCUGGAAGAAUGUUCUGGCAGUGCUGCCUGCCAAUCAGAAAUUAACAUCCCCUCCACCUACGUUCCUGUCCUCCCCACUGCCUCCAACAGAACUGAGCGGCCCAUCUGGUCUGCCCCUCGCAGGUACCCCCGCAGCCCCUCUCCGCUGGCACAGCCUCUCCCACAGCCUCUCCCCACCCCUCCUCUACGCCCCAUCGCCUCCCCUGUUCGCUCUCCUGCUCACUCCCCAGGAUCCUCYCCACGCGGCUUCAGCCCAAUCAGAAAAGUCCGUCCUCCAGUGGGCAUCCCACCCAGUCACCUGCCCGUGGAGGUCGAGGGUCUGGAUCCCAGCGCGCAGACACCCUCACAGCAUUGACUGGCACCUGGAUGUUAGUUUUCACCCUGUGAUAUGUGAAAUUCUGUUCAUGUGUAGCUUAUCUCUGUGUUGCUGCACUUGAGAAUAAUAUAUUUUAUUUAUGCCAUGAAGUUUCAGUUGUCAUCCUCUUCUUUAUGGCUAUGCACAUAGGUUUUUUUUCUGAUCUAUUGAUUAGCCACUCUAAAGACAUUUUCCUGUCCACCAGCAUGUAGGAAAUCCCAUAAAUGAAGGCACGGUAAGAAGUUUCACCUAUGAGAUAUGUAUAUUUUACUUCUUGAAAUGUAAGUUUUGAUAUACAGAUGUAUAUAUGUUCCACGUUUGAGUGAUUUGUGUUGUUUUUGUUGAUUAUUUUUUUCUUUCCAGAUGUUAAUUACAGCACACACAUAGAGCAUAUUUACUUGUACUUCACAUUAUAUAAUCUAAUGAUAUAAGAAGAAACUGUUUUGUGAAGAUGCAUCUUGUCUUCUAUUUUUGUGACAAUAAAAUACACACCCCAUCUUUA